UAGACCCAAGCCAUCUUUGGAAAUUUCACUUGAAUUUCAAAUCAACUUAACCUCGACUGCUUUAUAUUAUUGUAAAAUAAUUGAGUUUCGUCGGACACAGUUUUUUGCAAGGAUAUCAGUUUGUGCAACCGCUUCGUUUGAGUAUCUUAGACGUUCGUACAAAGCUUUUGAACAAUUGGCCAGCACGGGACUCCGUUGUCUGUGAAAAAAGAAGUAAACAUUUCUGGGUCACAAAGAUCCAUGGAUGCCCCUUCAAGAUUUAACAAAGUGCGUCAUUUCUGCCCGAACCUUCAAUGAAAGGAAGUUUAUUUUGACAGGAAUACGUCUCUGUGAGUGAAAGCUGAUGAAGAAUGAAACAUGUAGGAGAAUGUGUACAAGGGUACAUGUAAGCUUGUUCUAUGCGGCAGUCAUUUUCGCAACUUGCUGCCCGGGAAUAUCGGCAACAGUUGAGACGCACGAGUUCCGCCUUCUCAGGAAUCUUUUCAAAAAUUACAAUAAAGAAGUGCGACCAGUCUUCAACACAAGUAACCCUGUUCAUGUCAAGUUUAGUUUGAGUUUGAUACAAAUUAUUUCAGUGAACAGCAAGUCUCAACUCCUGACCCUCAACGUCUGGAUUAGACAGAAAUGGAUUAAUCCAAUGCUAGGAUGGAACGAAUCCGAAUAUGGUGGAAUAAAAUCAGUAAAUGUGGACCCUUCCAAAGUAUGGAUACCUGACGUCAUUCUUUAUAACAACGCUGAUGACAGCAACGGAGGUGGACUGGAAAAAUAUAAGACUGCUGUAAUUUUGGCUGCUGAUGGAACCAAUGAAUGGAACGCCCCUGCGUCUUUUACAAGCACUUGUAAGAUCAACGUGGCUAACUUCCCAUUUGACAAGCAGAACUGUUCGCUAAAAUUUGGUUCAUGGACGUUCCAAGGGGACCGCUUGACAAUGGAGUCGGAUUCGGAUUCCGCUGAAUUGAAAUUAUACAUACAAAAUGGAGAAUGGAACCUUAUUGAGAUGCCAGCGAAACUGAAUAAAGUGUUUUAUAACUGCUGCAAAUAUCCUUAUCACGAUGUGACGCUGAAUUUGAUCAUCAAAAGAAAACCUCUCUAUUAUGUUUUCAAUUUAAUCCUACCUUGCGCUUUGAUUUCCACACUUACACUAAUCAAGUUCUUUCUACCACCGGAAUCUGGAGAAAAAGUCGGUUUGGGAAUCACGGUGCUAUUAGCAAUGACUGUCUUCUUGUUACUCGUAGCUGAGACACUACCCGCUACUUCAGACGAUGUUCCGUUACUUGGUCAGUAUUUCAUCGCUACAAUGUUUGUCACUGCAAUGUCACUCGUCAGUACUUGUACCAUUUUGAAUUUUUUCCACCGCAGUCCGUCGACUUCACCAAUGCCUCAGUGGGUCAGAGUUAUCAUUCUUGGCUACAUGGCAAAAGUGUUUUGCUUCCCAAACGACAAAGAGGAGGAAAUUAAAGUUACACCCAAAACCAAAAGAAGAAAAAUUGAAUUUGACUUAAACGGCGACGUCGUGUGCGACGAUGACACGUACAUGACAGUCCAAGAGCUCGAGAGUUCAGCCAGGUUUCGGGAUGACAUGUCCGUGAUAUAUCAGAGUGGUCGAAGUACUCCAAGCAGGCGAAGUGCCCGCAGUAUGAGUAUCGUAGGGGGUCACUGCUCGUUCACAGAGAGACUCCUCGAGGACAUAAGCAUUCUGGCCGACGAUGUACGUGCCAGACAAGAAGAUGACAGGCAAAGGGAGGAAUGGCGCAUUGCUGCUCUCAUCAUGGAUCGGAUGUUUUUCUGGUUGUUCUUGUUCAUAACUUCCCUUUCAACAUUUUUAAUUUUUUUCCGAGAAACCGUAAUGGGUUGAGUUCAAUAGGACCAGAAACACUUGUGUCAUGAGCUUUUUUUUUUUAGACCAGAAAUGUCGAACUUGAUUUAAAACUGAUCUCCACAAGUGGAUGCUCAACAGCGGACUGGUGCAGUUCGGAAAUAAGUUCAUAAGAUAUUGCAAAGCAUUCUGCAUAUGCUUUCAGCCAUCCAAAUUUUUCAAAUGCCACUUUGUAUAAUGCGGAUCGCACAUUUAAUUUCUAAGUAAGAAAAACUAGCUGUAUAUAGGUAAGCAGACAAACCUUUUUUCUCGUCACGUAAUAUCUUCAGAAGCUUGUUUGACUGGUUUGUUAUUGGAUAUGUAGAAAUAGAUGCUAUGUCUUUUCAUUACUUCUUUCCUCAUAAAAAUUAAAGCUCAGUUCUUUUGGAGGUUACCAGAAUGAUUCAAUAAUAUCUUUCAGUUAAAAAUGAGGAUAUAUGAAAGUAAACUUUAUGUUUUAAGAUGUGGUAUGUUGGGAGAACAGAUAUCAAUUCAGUGUUUGAAGAAAACAAGUUAUCAGAGAUAAUUAUGUGUUAUCAUGGAUAUCGAGCAGACCCUUUCCAAAAAUUGUGAACAACAUUUGAGGGCAUUUCCCAUGGGAAAAAUGAUCCUCGCAGCCAGGGCAUCCAUGGCUUCAAGCAGAAUAACCACUGAAAGAUUCAACUCUGUCUGAACAGAAACAUUAGAUAUCUGACGGUUUAAGAUAGAUCAAUUAUUGCAAACAUAUUUGCCAAUGGAGCUUAAGUGCCUAAAAUUGUACACCCUCUCACUCUUUAAACAGCACUCUCUCAACUGAAUAAAAACUUAGCUGAAGGAAAUUUUAUAUAUGUUCAGGAUUUCUGACUUUGAUUUUGCUGUAGAUUGAUUUCCAGUUCAAUAUUUACAGAUUUAAUUUCAACCGCAGAGUUUCGCAGAGCCUAACAUUUGCAUUACAGUAACAGUAGAGUUUUCGACGCAUUAAAGCUACGACAGUUUGUGUAAAGCCUUUCCCUUAUUAAAAACGUAUUCUUGAUUAG
Stylophora pistillata is the source of this 2871-nucleotide messenger RNA. Its product is annotated as neuronal acetylcholine receptor subunit alpha-10. Gene Ontology annotation, biological process: monoatomic ion transmembrane transport. Gene Ontology annotation, molecular function: transmembrane signaling receptor activity; acetylcholine-gated monoatomic cation-selective channel activity. Gene Ontology annotation, cellular component: postsynaptic membrane. The record is from RefSeq and is a predicted model, not a curated record. Lineage: Eukaryota; Metazoa; Cnidaria; Anthozoa; Scleractinia; Pocilloporidae.